Messenger RNA from Drosophila guanche, 1359 nucleotides. RefSeq names its product acylglycerol kinase, mitochondrial (gene Mulk). The transcript has 3 exons. Gene Ontology annotation, molecular function: acylglycerol kinase activity; ATP-dependent diacylglycerol kinase activity; ceramide kinase activity. Gene Ontology annotation, cellular component: mitochondrion; TIM22 mitochondrial import inner membrane insertion complex. The record is from RefSeq and is a predicted model, not a curated record. Gene Ontology annotation, biological process: protein insertion into mitochondrial inner membrane; ceramide biosynthetic process. The coding region runs from base 53 to 1285 and encodes 410 amino acids. NCBI's taxonomy places the organism in Eukaryota, Metazoa, Arthropoda, Insecta, Diptera, Drosophilidae.
GCUUCAUAACUCAAAACAUAACAUUAUAUCAAGUUGGAAAUUAUAAUUAUUAAUGAAAAUGAACUUUUUGAAAGUAAUUCGAAAUAAUUGGAAGAAGAGUGCAUUUGCUGCUGCUGUUUCGGGUUAUGCACUCAGCUCGCUUAAGACACAUAUCGACAUUAAUCAACACAUGCGGGAAUUUUCUACCAAAUUAUCUUCUUCAUGUAAAACUGUACCAUCUACGAAAAAAGUGUUGGUCGUAAUCAAUCCCAUCGCCAACAACAAAAAAUCGGAGAAAACUUUCAAGAAGUAUUGCGAGCCGAUAUUGCAUUUAGCCGGCUAUUCUGUUGAGCUACUUCGAACCAAUCACAUUGGACAUGCCAAAGCUUUUAUUGAAGAAAUGGCUGUUCUACCUGAUGCAAUUGUUAUUGCAGGUGGAGAUGGCACCUCAUCAGAGGUUGUCACCGGCCUAAUGCGAAGAAAUGAAAAUCGUUGCCCCAUCACAAUUCUUCCCCUGGGACGCACUAAUCAACCUCUCCAUAAAUAUUUUCAUUAUAGCGUUCAAAGUGAGCUGGAUUACAUCAAAUCGUUAUGUAGUGCAUUAUUACCAAUGCUAAGAGAAGAAUUCAUGUAUCAGAGUGUAAUUCGUUAUGACGUUAUUAAUGACGAUGCUGACAGUGAGAAACAGUUAAAGCCGAUAUUCGGACUAAAUGGAUUUUCAUGGGGUCUGUUGAAGGAUAUUGACUCGACCAAAGAAAAAUAUUGGUAUUUUGGUCCAAUUAGACACUAUGUGGCUGCCUUUAGCAAAUUAUUUUCGAAGAACUGGAGCUUAGUGACUGAUUACGUGUACACGCCUCCUUGCUCAGGAUGCGCCGACUGCUUUGAGAUUCCUAAAGAUGAGAGCACAGUUCUGAAACAAUCCUUUUUUGGAAAACUUGUUAAUUCUAACCGCCGGAACGUAAAAAGCCAAAAACAGCUAAUUAAAAAUAGCGAGUGCAGCAAUGAGCUGAACGGAAAGAUGGAAGCCAAUCAAAUUGACAUUACUUGUAUUCAAAACAAUGAGGACUUUUCCGAGCUGGAAACUAAUUUCAUAAGCUCAUUACAACCAGGAUGGAAUUUUAUUAAAACUAUUCCAAGCAUUACAUGUAGCUCAAUUGUACCACAAUUAGUACUGAGAAGUCGAACUAUCCAGCUAUAUCCAAACGGAGAAUCAACUAACGAUUCAUAUUCAAUUGACGGAGAGGAAUAUGAUGCAAGGCCUAUUAAGCUAUCUGUUGUUCCCAACGCUAUUAAAGUCUUUUGUUAAAAAUUGUAUAUUUAAAUAUUGUGAAUUCUAUUAAACAGAGCUAUAAGUAUAGCAUAACACAUUCACAACAGAAA